Messenger RNA from Triplophysa rosa, 4296 nucleotides. RefSeq names its product NACHT, LRR and PYD domains-containing protein 3-like. The transcript has 10 exons. The record is from RefSeq and is a predicted model, not a curated record. Gene Ontology annotation, molecular function: protein binding. The coding region runs from base 935 to 3997 and encodes 1020 amino acids. Lineage: Eukaryota; Metazoa; Chordata; Actinopteri; Cypriniformes; Nemacheilidae.
GAACAACUCAAAGGUGAGUAAAUGAUGCCAGAAUUUUCAUUUUUGGGUGAAGUAUCACUUUAAUACACAUCCUUAGAAGUUGAAUCUUCCUCAAUAAUCGGCUAGUUGGUCGUAGUAUGACUAAUAUGUUAAUGUAACCUAUAAACACUCGUAACUGUCGACUGCUCAACAAGGUGGAAUGAGGUUUUUCCAGCUGCACGACUUUCUGCUGUGACUCAUCGACUACACCUGUUCACACUAUUACUUACAAGACAGACAGAACAAGAUCUUCACCAGAACAACAAACAUGUUUACUGAAUCACUGACGGAUAUCUCUUUAUGUCUAUGGUAUGUAAAACCUUUUGAAUAUCGAGACUCUUUAUGUAAUAACGUUGUGAUUAAUAUUCAUGUUUAAGAUUUCCUUAAACUUCAACGUGUUGUGUGGGUUUUUAUGGGUUUUGUUGAUGUGUAUUAAACAGAUUUGUAACAGUAAUGAAAGGGAAACUGUGAGAAUGAGAGACGGCUGGAUGAUCACAUGCCUCUCUUGUAUAAAUACACUUCAAAACAGUAUCAAAAGUUAAAUGUCGCCUACAGUAUGUAUACUUGAUAUUCAGUUGAUUUAGAUUGUCUGGAAACAUUUUGAUGGAGGUAUGAUAUAUGCUUGGCAUAAACAGUAAUUUUGAUUCAAUUACUUUCAUUUUUACAUAAUCGUAUUUCACAGUUUUCUUUAUUUUUGCUCUUCUGAUUAUGAAAUUCAUAUUAUUUAAAUAGCAUCUUGCAUAUGACGUUUAUAUAAAUACAUGUGAAGUUUAAAAAUGUUGUGCUGAUUAACAAUUUCGUAUUAAUCCAGAAUGAUAAUGUGUGGAUCAGUGAUCAGAUGCAUCAGAUUCAUUUAGAGUCAGUGUUGGUGAUCAGAUUCAUGAGUAAAGAUCAGACUGAUGUGACUGAAUGAUUCAUGGAUGAUUCACAAACAUUCAGAGAUGGAAAUUAUCCUCCAGGAUUCAGAUCAAUUCAGCAGCAGAAGAAUGUAGAUUGGCCUGAGAUCAGCUGUGUGUUCAUGAAGAGUAAUGUGUCUAUGGAUCAUCCAAUAAGAUUUAAGGGGGAAGACACAUCACCUGAUCAGAGGUCAAUAUUGUUGUCUGGAACAGACUCAGCAGAUCAGAUAAGAACGUCUGCGAGUGAUCGGUCUAUAAAUGAUCUACAGUCUCAUGAAAACAACAGUCAAAGUUGCAGUUAUUCUUGUCAGCGUGCUAGAAUGCAAAACACACUCAAAUCACAUCUGAGAGAGAAGUUUGAGUGUUUGUAUGAGGGAACAUCACAGCAGAGAAAUCCAAUACAGCUGAAUGAGAUCUACACAGAGCUCUACAUCACAGAGAGUGAAAGUGGAGAGAUCAGUAAUGAACAUGAGGUGAGACAGAUUGAGAUACAAUCCAGGAGAACAGCAACAGAGGACACACCAAUCAAAUGCAAUGACAUAUUUAAAGCUUUACCUGCACCAGACAAACCCAUCAGAAGUGUGCUGACAAAGGGAGUCGCUGGCAUUGGAAAAACAGUCUCUGUGCAGAAGUUCAUUCUGGACUGGGCUGAAGGGAAAGAGAAUCAGGACGUCCACCUCAUAUUUCCACUUCCUUUCAGAGAGAUCAAUUUGAUGAAGAACAAAACACUCAGUCUUUUAGAUAUUCUUCAUCUUUUCUUCCCAGAGACACAAGAAAUGGAAAUCUCCAGCGGUGAAUAUAAAGUGUUGUUCAUCUUUGAUGGUUUGGAUGAGUGUCGCGUGUCUCUGGAUUUUCGCCGCAGUGUGAGGUUGUGUGAUGUAAGUGAAUCAGCCUCAGUGGACGUGAUCCUGACAAACCUCAUGGCGGGGAAUCUGCUUCCCUCUGCUCUCAUCUGGAUCACCUCCAGACCAGCAGCAGCUGAUCUCAUCCCCUCUGAGUGGGUUGAUCGAGUCACAGAGGUACGAGGCUUCACUGACAAACAGAAGGAGGAAUACUUCAGCAAGAGAAUCAGUGAUGAGAGUCUGAACAACAGAAUCGUCUCACACCUGAAGUCAUCCAGGAGCCUCUACAUCAUGUGUCACAUCCCAGUGUUCUGCUGGAUUUCAGCCACUGUUCUAGAGAGAAUGUUGAGUGAAGCAGAGAGUGAAGGAGAGAUCCCCAAGACUCUCACUCAAAUGUACACACACUUCCUGAUCAUUCAGACAAACAUCAAACAUCAGAAGGACUAUGAGAAGAAAGUGAAGAGUGAUGAAGACAUGAUCUUCAAACUGGGCAAACUGGCUUUUGAGCAGCUUGUGAAAGGCAAUGUGAUCUUCUAUGAUGAAGACCUGAGAGAGUGUGGCAUUGAUGUAGCAGAAGCAUCAGUGUACUCAGGAUUGUGCACUCAGAUCUUCAGAGAAGAGUUUGGCUUGUAUCAGGGGAAAGUUUACUGCUUUGUUCAUCUGACCAUUCAGGAACAUCUGGCAGCUCUUUAUGCUCACAUCUCAUUCACAAACUACAACACAAACGUGUUUGAACCUGAACUUGUUGAACCUGAACCAGGUUGUUUUUCUAAAAUUUUGGAAUUAGUGAAACCUAAAUCAUCAGAUCAGAUUUUAUUAUCCGAGUUACAUCAGAGAGCUGUAGAUGAAGCUUUGCAGAGUCUGAAUGGACAUCUGGAUCUUUUCCUGUGUUUUCUUCUGGGUCUCUCACUGGAGUCCAUUCAGACUCUCUUACAGAUGAAAAGAUGCUCCUACAAGAAAACAGAAACGGUUGAGUACAUUAAACAGAAGAUUAAGAAGAAUCUGUCUCCAGAGAAAUUCAUCAAUCUGUUUCACUGUCUGAAUGAACUGGAUGAUGAGUCACUGGUGGAGGAGAUUCAACAAUAUGUGAAAUCUGGAUCCGUUGGACGCUCUAAAUUUUCCUCUUCUCAGUGGUCAGCUUUAGUUUUUGUGUUGCUGGCGUCUGAGCAGCAUUUGGGUGAACUUCAUCUAAAUACAUUUAUUGGAGGAGAAAACAAAGCAGAUGAAGUUCUUAUGAAACUGCAGCCUGUGAUUAAAGAAUCCAAAAAAAUUAUGUUAAGUCAUUGUUCUAUCAAAAAUGAAAGUUGUGUUGAUCUGACUUCAGCUCUGAUAUCAAACCCCUCACACCUGAGAGAACUCAAUCUGUAUAAGAUUAAUUUUGAAGGGACAAGUGUGGACCUGCUUUCAGGUGGACUGGAGAAUCCUCACUGUAAACUGACGUCACUCAGGUUGAGUUAUUGUUCUGUCACAGCUGAAGAUUGUGCUGCUCUAUCUUCAGCUCUGAGAUCAAACCCCUCACACCUGAGAGAUCUGGAUUUGUCUGAGAAUAAACUAGGAGAUUCAGGCGUGAAAAUGAUCUCUGCUGUACUGGAGAAUCCUCAGUGUUAUCUGAGUUCUCUCAGAUUGGAGCGUUGUAAGAUCACAGCUAAAGGUUGUGCUGCUCUGUCUUCAUCUCUGAGAUCAAACCCCUCACACCUGACAGAACUGGAUCUGUCUGAUAAUACAUUUGGAGAUUCAGGAGUGAAGCUGAUCUCUACUGUACUGGAGAAUCCUCACUGUAAACUGGAGAAACUGAAGUUGAGUCAGUGUAAUAUCACAGAUGAAGGUUGUGUUGCUCUGUCUUCAGCUCUGAUAUCAAACCCCUCACACCUGACACAUCUGGAUCUGUCUAAUAAUAAUAAUGUCGGAGAUUCAGGAGUGAAGCUGAUCUGUGAUGUACUGGAGAAUCCUCACUGUAAAUUGGAGAAACUGGUGUUGAGGAGUUGUAAUAUCACAGAUGAAGGUUGUGCUGCUCUGUCUUCAGCUCUGAGAUCAAACUCCUCACAUCUGAAACAUCUGGAUUUGUCUGGGAAUAAAUUUGGAGAUUCAGGAGUGAAGCUGAUCUCUACUGCACUGGAGAAUCCUCACUGUAAACUGGAGAAACUGAGUUUGAUGUUCUGUGGUAUCACAGAUGAAGGUCGUGCUGCUCUGGAUUCAGCUCAGAGGUCAAAUCCUUCACAUCUGACAGAUCUCAAACUCUGAAUUUUGUCAAAUAUUAUAAAGCUCAUUAAAUGCAUUCAAACAUAAAAUAUUGCAAUAUAAAAAAAUAAUAUUUAUAAUUUACAUUUAAGCAACAAUGUAGGUGCAGUUACAGAUAAAAAAUAUAUGGUGUAUGUAUAGUAUACUGUAUGUAAUUGUGUAUUAUACGCUGUAAUGUAUGAUUUAAAAAAUGUAAUUUUUGAAUCUUCAUCUUCAUGAUAGAUAAAAAAUGUAUACUUGUAAAGCUUGUCUAAUUCACUGUUACUUAUUUAUUGUAUUUGCUUUCUGCAUCCUUUUAGAAU